Messenger RNA from Durio zibethinus, 3002 nucleotides. Its product is annotated as SWI/SNF complex subunit SWI3C. Gene Ontology annotation, molecular function: zinc ion binding; protein binding. The record is from RefSeq and is a predicted model, not a curated record. Lineage: Eukaryota; Viridiplantae; Streptophyta; Magnoliopsida; Malvales; Malvaceae.
GAAAUACAGAAUCAGCUACAAUAACAGCCGUUUCACCAAAACCCAAACGAAGGGCGCUCAAAUUGCUCGAAGCCCUCUUUCUCUCUCCCUAACUCUUCUUCGCCUUCAACUUCCCUUCUCUUCCUUUCCGACAAUUCGACCCCACAAUUUCUCCGCAUUUCACUCUCUCUCUAAAUUCACCUUUCAAAAAUCAAACACCAAUGCCAGCUUCUCCUACAGAUGGUCGGGGUCGAUGGAAGCGGCGGAAGCGAGAACAGAGAGCGAAACACCACCAGGAAGAAAACGACGUCGUUCCGGAGGAAGACGAAGAAGAAGAAAACAACAACGAGGACCUCGAUAACCACCACGAGAACUCCGGGGAUGAUGCCGGCGUGUUCGUUACGGAUCCGUCCUUAGCGGGGCCCAGCGAGAGUGAGGUCCUGGCCGACGGUGGAGUUCGCAUCUCGGAGUUCCCCGCCGUGGUGAAGCGAACGGUGAACCGUCCUCACAGUUCCGUAAUGGCGAUCGUGGCGGCUGAACGGGCGGGUUUGAUUGGGGAUAGCAAGAGGCACCAGGAGGCGGCGCUGGCGGUUUUGGAGAAUGUUUCGCACGGGCAGUUACAGGCGGUUUCAGCGGAAGCUCCUGUUGUUGAUCCGGAGAAGUACGUGAUUACCCCUCCUCCUAUAAUAGAGGGGCGUGGUGUUGUUAAGAGGUUUGGGAGUAGGGUUCAUGUCCUGCCAAUGCAUUCAGAGUGGUUUUCACCAGCCACAGUGCAUCGACUAGAAAGACAAGUUGUGCCACAAUUUUUCUCUGGGAAAUCACCAGAACAUACACCAGAAAAAUAUAUGGAAUGUAGAAACCACAUUGUUGUCAAAUACAUGGAUAAUCCAGAGAAGAGAAUUACCGUUUCUGAUUGCCAGGGGUUGAUAGAUGGUAUCAGUAAUGAGGAUUUAACUCGAAUUGUUCGGUUUCUUGAUCACUGGGGAAUUAUCAAUUAUUGUGCAGCUGUGUCAAGUCAUGAGCCAUGGAAUGGUGGAUCCUACUUAAGGGAGGAUCCAAAUGGUGAAGUUCAUGUGCCAUCAGCUGCUUUAAAGUCUAUUGAUAGUUUGAUCAAAUUUGACAGGCCAAAAUGUAGGCUUAAGGCAGCUGACGUUUAUUCAUCAUUGUCAUGUCAUGAUAAUAAUUUCUCUGACUUGGAGAACAGAAUACUAGAGCGCUUAUCUGAAAACUAUUGCAGUUCCUGUUCUCAGGCUAUUCCUAGUUCAUAUUAUCAGUCACAAAAGGAGGUUGAUACGCUACUUUGCUCUGAUUGCUUCCAUGAUGGGAGAUUUGUUUCUGGUCAUUCAAGCAUAGAUUUUGUUAGGAUAGAUUCAACAAAAGAUUAUGGCGACCUAGAUGGAGAAAGUUGGAGUGAUCAGGAAACACUACUGCUGCUUGAGGCAAUGGAAAUUUAUGGCGAGAACUGGAAUGAAAUAGCUGAGCAUGUUGGUGCUAAGUCAAAAGCACAAUGCAUACUUCAUUUUCUACGUCUACCCAUGGAGGAUGGCCUAUUGGAAAAUAUUGAAGUUCCAAGCACGCCCAAAUCAAUAAUUGUUUCAAAUGGAGAUGGCCGAGGAAGAUUGCAGUCAAGUAUGAAUGGGAGUCUACCAGGGCCCAGCCUUCGUGAUGCAGAUUCUGAAAGCAGGCUUCCUUUUGCAAAUUCUGGGAAUCCAGUUAUGGCUAUGGUUGCUUUUCUGGCCUCUGCUGUUGGACCAAGGGUUGCUGCAGCUUGUGCCCAUGCAUCCUUGGCUGCUUUGUCUGAAGAUGUACAUAAGGAAGGUUCAGGGCAUGUUAAUAGGAUGAAUACAGAGAGUGUACAUAGUAGAGAAGGUGGUUUUCAUGGUUCUAUUCAUAAAAAAGAGAACUCGACAAUACAUGGUUCAUUUGGUCAAAACGAGGCAGAGGCUCAUCCGCUCUCUGCAGAAAAAGUUAAAGCUGCUGCCGAAGCUGGCCUUGCAGCUGCAGCGAUGAAGGCGAAACUAUUUGCUGAUCAUGAGGAACGAGAAAUUCAAAGGCUAUCAGCUAAUAUCGUAAACCAUCAGUUGAAGAGGUUGGAGCUGAAGCUGAAGCAGUUUGCAGAAGUGGAAACUUUACUCAUGAAAGAAUGUGAACAAGUAGAGAAAGCAAGGCAAAGGUUUGCUGACGAGAGGGCCCGCAUUGUAUCAGCUCGAUUCGGACCUGCCGGAGUCGCUUCACAAAUGAGUCUACCUGGUGCUGCUUCCCCCAUGGUUAACAAUAACAUUGGCAACAACAGACAACAGGUAGUGUCAGCCUCAACUUCACAGCCAAGUAUUUCUGGAUAUGGCAGCAGCCAACCAGUACAUCCCCAUAUGCCAUUCAUGCCACGCCAACCAAUGUUUCCAAUGGGCCCAAGGUUACCCCUUACGGCCAUGCAGGCAUCCACUUCAGGUCCUCCUAAUGUCAUGUUCAACUCCCCAGGGAAUACACAACCUACUCUUAAUCAUCCAUUGAUGAGGUCAGUAUCUGAGACUGGCUCUGGUCUAGGUUGAAAUGGAAGAAUGGACUGUAAAUUUGGAUUUUAUGGCUGAACUCCAUUGGCGUCGUUUCUCAGUUUCUGCACUUUCAAGAGAACGGGUUGCCUGGACAAAUAGUGUGAGCAUCUUGCAGCUUCUAUGUAUCGAAGUUACUUGAAGCAAUUUUUAGGGCUUUUAACAGCAUCGUCAUACAAUUAAGGUAGCAUUGGGAUUUAAUUAUAAAAAUUUUAGAUUAAUUACCCAAAAUUAAUUUUGUAUGAUAAAUUAUUUAAAUUUUAGAAUAUCCCAAGAGAAUGGAUUCUAAUUUGUCUGUUUUCUCUUAGUGACUGAGAAAUAUCGGUUGACUAGUAAUCAAAAUCCAUUUUAGCCAUCAGCACCGCCACAUCCGCCGCCACCCAUAUGGUGACAAGGACGCCAACGGCCACUGCAUUGUUAUUUUGAUUUUUGAAGUUUUAGGAGGAAUAUUUUGACGGGCAAGAUUGACAAUAA